AUGGAGAAGCGGGGCGGAAGAGAGGGAAUCAGACGUCACCGGUGCCGGCACUGUGACAAAUCCUUCAAAAGAUUGGACUCUUUAAAGACUCAUCAGAGAGUUCACACUGGAGAGAAACUGUACAGCUGUGACCAGUGUGGGAAAACUUUCACUACACCAGGUGCACUAAAAGUCCAUCAACGUGUUCACACUGGAGAGAAACCAUACAGCUGUGACCAGUGUAGGAAAGCUUUCACUACAGCGGGCCACCUAAGAAUCCACCGACAUGUUCACACUGGAGAGAAACCUUACAGCUGUGACCAGUGUGGGAAAGCUUUCAAUCAUUCAAGUACACUAAAAGUCCACCGGGCUGUUCACACUGGAGUUAAACCUCACUGGUGUGAACAAUGUGGGAAAACUUUCAGUAAGUCUGAUAAGUUACAAAACCACAUGCGUGUUCACACUGGAGAGAAGCCGUACUGGUGUGAACAAUGCGGAAAAACUUUCAGUAGGUCCGAUCAGUUAAAAAUCCACCAACGUGUUCACACUGGAGAGAAACCACACUGGUGUGAACAGUGUGGAAAAACUUUCACUCAAUUAGGUCACCUAAAAAUCCAUCUGCGUAUUCACACUGGAGAGAAACCGUACUGGUGUGACCAGUGUGGAAAAACCUUCGCUUCAUCAGGUGAACUAAAAAGCCACCAACGUGUUCACACUGGAGAGAAACCGUACAGCUGUGACCAGUGUGGAAAAACUUUCACUUCAGCAGGUGAACUAAAAGGCCACCAACGUGUUCACACUGGAGAGAAACCGUACAGCUGUGACCAGUGUGGAAAAACUUUUGCUCAUUCAGGUGUCCUAAAAAAACACCAACGUGUUCACACUGGUGAGAAACCCCACUGGUGUGAACAGUGUGGAAAAACUUUCACUCAAUCAGGUCACCUAAAAAUCCAUCUGCGUAUUCACACUGGAGAGAAACCUUACAGCUGUAACCAGUGUGGAAAAACUUUCACUCAAUCAGGUCAUCUGAAAAGCCACCAACGUGUUCACACUGGUGAGAAACCUCACAGCUGUGACCAGUGUGAAAAAGCAUUCAUUUCAUCAAGUAACCUAAAAGCCCACCUGCGUGUUCACACUGGAGAGAAGCCAUACUGGUGUGAACACUGUGGGAAGACUUUCACUACAUCAAGUGAGCUAAAAAAACACCAACGUGUUCACACUGGAGAGAAGCCGUACUGACAAGCAUUCACACAGCAUCAAUUAAUUUUAUUUUUUUUAAGCUAAGCUAGCUCUUUCCUCCUACUCUCCUCCUCAUUACCCUCAUUACAACCACCUGUUUAUAAUGUGACUGUGCUGGAUUAAUAUCAUGGUUAGCGCUCCUUCACUAAUAAACACAGCAUUAGCUUUGUGGCUAAUUUUCCAACUUGAAAAUUGGACCCACGUGAAUCAUGCAGAUCUAUAAUUUAAAAAAAGGGGGGGGGGGUUCAGGAGCUGGCCGAGUAGAAUGGAAAGGGUGAAAUGGAAAGGAUUUGAGGACAUCUGAAGUUACAGGCUGAGUAAAGUUUUUUUCCUUUUCAAGUAUCAAAGAGGAUGCUCGUUUGCGUUCAGCUGCCCAUUCCACACUUGCGCAGUGUGUACCACUGUCGCUCUCGUGCAUCAGUGGUUCGUAACAUGUUGGGCAGUAAUACUGUAAUAUUACUUUUCCCAGUAAAGAAUACUGUGACGGAUUACUAUUUCCAAAACAGUAAUGUUAUUACAGUUAUUAAUCAUAUUAAGGCUGCCAUACUGUAUGGACCAUCCCUGACGUGAAUGCGCUGCAGCUCAGCGGCAUCGGACCUUAUCCGCUAUUAGCCAAAAAGGAAGACGGGAGAACAGGGAGGAGAGGUAUUUUCGACAGCUCUAAGUAACAUUGUUGCCGUUAUUGUGUCAGUCUACGAUGCAAAGAACAUUGUCGUCCGUUAUCCAACGAAGGUUAAAAUGAAGGGCAACUGGACUUGGUUGA
Micropterus dolomieu (smallmouth bass) is the source of this 1981-nucleotide messenger RNA. RefSeq names its product zinc finger protein 431-like. NCBI's taxonomy places the organism in Eukaryota, Metazoa, Chordata, Actinopteri, Centrarchiformes, Centrarchidae. The transcript is spliced from 2 exons. The record is from RefSeq and is a predicted model, not a curated record. Gene Ontology annotation, biological process: regulation of immune system process; regulation of cytokine production; negative regulation of transcription by RNA polymerase II. Bases 1 to 1218 code for a protein of 405 amino acids.